This is a messenger RNA of Elaeis guineensis (African oil palm), 3859 nucleotides long. Its product is annotated as probable ATP-dependent DNA helicase CHR12. Gene Ontology annotation, molecular function: ATP binding; histone binding. NCBI's taxonomy places the organism in Eukaryota, Viridiplantae, Streptophyta, Magnoliopsida, Arecales, Arecaceae. The record is from RefSeq and is a predicted model, not a curated record.
CUUCGAGAAAAGAGAGUUUUUAGGGGCGAGUCGCAUCGCCAGGGGGAGAACGAAGGCAUUAGGCGAGAAAGAGAGAAGCGAGCGAUAGAGCUCUUAAAACCAAGGGACCGUUGUUGCCUUCGUCUUAUAUUUUUUGAAUUGCAAGCUUGGGGGUUUCUUUGGAGCUCGAGUCGUCUCGGUCAUGGCGGCCUCCGUCGAGAACCCCUUCUCCUCGGAUCACAUCGAGAAGACGAAGACCCUCAUCGGCGCCCUCAAUCUCCUCUCCCGCAAUCUCCCCCUCCCCCCCGACGUCUUUGACGCCGUCUCCUCCAUCUACCACGACGGCGGCCGCCAUGCCGCGAACGACGAGGAGGAGGAGGAGGAGGAGGAGGAGGGAGGCGGCGGAGCCCCUCCGUCCGAAGAGGAUACGAGUUAUGGGGUUUCAACCAGUGAUAUUUUGGUAAAGGAGCUUGAAGAUGCAUUACUAAAGCAGCAAUCGAGUCAUGUGUCUUGUUCGGUAUUGGAAAAAACAAAAGAAAGUCGUUAUAAUGGUCUUAUUCAGCAUCGUCUUAUGGAGCUUGAAGUGUUGCCGUCGAGUCAGGGUGAAGACUUGCAAAUGAAGUGCUUGCUCGAACUCUAUGGUUUAAAGUUAUUAGAAUUACAGAGGAAGGUGCGAUCUGACGUGAGUGCAGAGUACUGGUUACACGAGAAAUGUGCAUAUCCUGACAAACAAUUGUUUGACUGGGGAAUGAUGCGACUGCGAUAUCCCUGUAACAUGUAUGGUAUUGGAGAUGCUUUCGCAAUGGAAGCUGAUGAUCAUCAGCGGAAAAAAAGAGAUGCUGAGAGGUUGUCAAGAUUAGAAGAGGAGGAAAAGAACCGAGUAGAGACUAAGAAGAGGAAAUUCUUUGCAGAAGUUCUUAAUGCUGCUCGUGAAUUUCAGUUGCAAGCACAAGCUGCUUUGAAACGACGUAAACAAAGAAAUGAUGGAGUUCAGGCAUGGCAUGCAAGGCAAAGGCAACGUGCUACACGUGCAGAAAAAUUGAGGUUCCAGGCACUAAAAGCAGAUGAUCAAGAAGCAUACAUGCGCAUGGUAGAAGAGAGCAAGAAUGAACGCUUAACAAUGCUUCUUGGGAAAACGAAUGAACUUCUUGUUGGUCUUGGAGCUGCUGUUCAGCGGCAAAAGGACGCAGAGCAUUUGGAUGGGCUUGAAGCUCUAAAAAGCUCUGAGUCUGAUGAUCCUUUGCAAAUCUCUAAGAGUGAAACUCCUGGAGAGUUGCCUUUAGAUGAUGAUACUGAUGUUAUCAAUGAAGAUUCUGGUCCAAAUGUGAAGGCUAAUGAUUUGCUUGAAGGACAACGACAGUAUAAUUCUGCUGUUCAUUCAAUUCAGGAAAAGGUUACAGAGCAGCCAUCAAUGCUUCAGGGUGGAGAACUAAGACCUUACCAAUUAGAAGGACUUCAAUGGAUGCUUUCUUUGUUUAACAACAACUUAAAUGGUAUACUGGCUGAUGAAAUGGGUCUAGGAAAGACAAUUCAGACCAUAGCAUUAAUUGCAUAUUUAAUGGAAAACAAGAGUGUAACUGGGCCUCACUUGAUUGUUGCUCCAAAGGCAGUGCUGCCAAAUUGGAUUAGUGAAUUUUCAACUUGGGCACCAAGUAUUGUGACGGUUCUAUAUGAUGGACGCCUGGAUGAACGGAAGGCAAUGAGGGAGGAGUAUUCAGGAGAAGGAAAAUUUAACGUGAUGAUCACACACUACGAUCUGAUAAUGAGAGACAAAGCUUUUUUGAAGAAAAUUCACUGGUAUUACAUGAUUGUUGAUGAAGGACAUCGUUUGAAAAACCAUGAGUGUGCUCUUGCCAGGACACUUGUUUCAGGUUAUCGUAUUCGACGCAGGCUACUAUUGACUGGUACCCCGAUACAGAAUAGUCUGCAAGAGUUGUGGGCACUGCUUAAUUUUCUUUUGCCCAGCAUUUUUAAUUCAGUACAGAACUUCGAAGAAUGGUUUAAUGCACCAUUUGCAGAUCGAUGUGAAGUAUCUCUUACAGAUGAGGAAGAGCUAUUAAUUAUUCGUCGUUUGCAUCAAGUUAUCAGACCAUUUUUGUUGAGAAGAAAGAAGGAUGAGGUGGAGAAAUAUCUUCCAGGGAAAACACAAGUGAUACUAAAAUGUGAUUUGUCUGCUUGGCAGAAAGCUUAUUAUCAGCAGGUGACUGACAUAGGACGGGUUGGUCUGGAAUCUGGCAUAAAAUCAAAGAGCCUCCAGAAUUUGUCAAUGCAGCUCAGGAAGUGUUGUAAUCAUCCAUACUUGUUUGUACCAGAAUAUAACAUGUGGCAGAAGGAUCAAAUUGUUAGAGCAUCAGGAAAGUUUGAAUUGCUUGAUCGCUUGCUUCCGAAACUGCAGAGAGCCAGUCACAGAGUUCUGCUUUUCUCCCAGAUGACACGUCUAAUUGAUAUUCUAGAGAUCUACUUGCAGCUGUAUGAUUUCAAGUACCUUAGGCUUGAUGGAUCAACCAAGACUGAAGAACGAGGGUUAUUACUCAGGCAGUUCAAUGCACCUGACUCUCCCUACUUCAUGUUUCUCUUGAGCACUCGAGCCGGUGGUCUUGGAUUAAACUUGCAGACUGCAGAUACUGUGAUCAUCUUCGACAGUGAUUGGAACCCUCAAAUGGAUCAACAGGCAGAGGAUCGUGCGCAUCGUAUUGGGCAAAAGAAGGAAGUUCGUGUCUUUGUGUUGGUUAGUGUUGGAUCGAUUGAAGAGGAAAUCUUGGAACGUGCAAAACAGAAGAUGGGUAUCGAUGCGAAGGUCAUCCAGGCAGGAUUAUUCAAUACUACCUCCACUGCACAAGACAGGCGAGAAAUGUUGCAAGAGAUCAUGCGGAGAGGCACAAAUUCUCUUGGAACAGAUGUGCCAAGUGAGAGAGAGAUAAACCGCCUUGCAGCACGGACUGAAGAGGAGUUCUGGCUGUUUGAGAAGAUGGAUGAAGAGAGACGGCAAAGAGAGAGAUACAGGUCAAGGUUGAUGGAGGAAAAUGAGGUGCCUGACUGGGUAUAUCCUAAAACUAGUGAACACAAACCUAAAGGGAACCAAGGCCUAGAUAGUGAGAGCAAUCAGGUCACUGGGAAGAGACGCCGUAAAGAGGUUGUUUAUGCUGAUUUACUUAGUGAUGUCCAGUGGAUGAAGGCUGUGGAGGAUGGAGAAGACUUGUCCAAAAUUGCUGCAAGAGGAAAGAGGAGGGAACAUCCCCCCGAUGCAUAUGAAUCUGCUUCUGAUGAUGCAGGCGGGCAGAGUAUUUCCGAGCAAAGGAACAUGAGCAGGUCUACAGUGAGUGAAGAUGGCAGUGAUGAUGUGUUGAGCAGAACACCAAGAAAAUUCAAGACUGGAUUUGUGCUGCCUAACAAAGAUGAAGAUGAGGGUGAAGGUGAAGGUGAUACCAGCAGCUGGCAAGAAAACAUUGUUACCUGGAGGACCCACAAGAGAAAGCGCUCGAGCCAUGGCUUCUCCAACUCAACUUCAGAUGUAAAGGGACAAUAGGUUUGCUAGCAUAAACCGGAAUUUUGUUGCUUGCCAGGUGUUGAAUGAGGCAACCAUUUAGAAGUGAAUGUGCAUUGCUUGGUCUAGCAAUUUUCCCCCUCUUAUUUGAGAAAGGCACUGCACCCAGUUUCAUCUAUAUAAAUAAAGAUUAUUGAUUUAAUGCGCUUCAUGGUGAGAACUGAUGGCUGCUGCAAUGCAGGUCAUUUGCUGGCGAAAUGUCAUUUAGAACCAUAAGAAUGCUUUGUAAUUUUUCAUUUCAUAACUUAAGCUCACCCACAAAGUUCUGAAACUACUCUUUUAGGUACCAUCCUUAAUUAUUUUCAAUAGAAGUGAUUGACUUGCUGGUGCAUAAAA